Suillus clintonianus is the source of this 1131-nucleotide messenger RNA. RefSeq lists its product as uncharacterized. The coding region runs from base 180 to 1085 and encodes 301 amino acids. The record is from RefSeq and is a predicted model, not a curated record. NCBI's taxonomy places the organism in Eukaryota, Fungi, Basidiomycota, Agaricomycetes, Boletales, Suillaceae. The transcript has 5 exons.
UAUGUGUUGUUGUUGAUCGAUAUCGAUCAUCAUUGGGUGGACUUGCCGUUAGCCCUGGGUCGGCGAUAUAUCCCCUGCCAUAAGUCUUAUCAGUAAUAUUGCUGGUAUUAAACUCACAAGGUGGGCUUCGUGCUGAUAGUCCUCCAAUCCAUCCUACAGCACCCUUCUCUGAGUCCCCCAUGGCGUCCACCGAACUAGCUACGGAGCGUGCUCUGUAUAUUGGGAAUACCAUUGGCUACGUCAUUUAUGGAGGAAUCCUAUUUCUAUAUGCCUAUUCUACCUACCUUAUUAUGGCCUCAAAGCAGCCAAUGCCGCGCAGGCUAUUCUACAUAAGUUUUGGAGGCCUUCAAGUGAUCCUUUUGACAGUCAGCGGCGCAGCUAAUGCCGCCUUCUGCGAAUUAAUGUGGAUAGAAAAGCGAAACGACCCUGGUGGCCCCUCUGCAUUCUUUGCUGCCAACUUGGCCGAUUGGUACAAUGUAUUUGGAACAGCGACAGACUCUGCCGCAAAUAUUCUGACAGACGGCCUUAUGCUUUAUCGUUGUUACAUCAUUUGGGGCUCAAGGCUGCAAAUAAUUGUCAUUCCUGCAAUUAUAUACUUGGCAUCUGCUACUAUGACGGUUAUGAUGGUGAUUGAGAGCGCCAUGCCAAUGUCAAAUAUAUGGCAGGGACUUGCCGCACAAUUUGGCAUAUCAUGGGUCGCGUUGACUGUCAGCUUUAACGUCAUUGUGACUGCAUUGAUCAUUUCCAGGCUGCUAUUCUUCCAUCGCACAGUACGAUCUGUCCUUACAGAUGAACAGAGGAGUACUUACACGGGUCUUGUGGCAAUUCUGGUGGAGUCUGCUCUCCCUUUCACAGUUCUCGGAAUUGCCUACCUCGUCACCUAUAUCAAAGGCCUUUCAAGUGCGACAGCGGUAGGAAUGGCCUGGGGAGCCUUGGUAGUUUUGACACCCCACCUCAUCAUUUUAAGAGUCGCUUCAGGAGUUGCGUGGUCGAGCGACACAGGCUCUCGCAUCACCCAAACGACCUUGCAUCUCCACCACGACUCAUCCUCUGGCAGCAGUAGUAUGAUCAGGAAGAAUCCCUGAUGUGGUAGACGUCCAUCUUGAAGCAACUGUUACUGUAGAUAGUGAU